ACAAUGUCAAACUUUUCCACACUUCUGUCAAAUACCGAAAAAAAUUACAGUACCAAAUCCGUCACAGUCAUAAUACAUAUUGCUCCGCAACUCAAUAAAAAGUACCAGUGAGUGGCGCAGGGCGGUGGUGAUGAGCUUCACCUCGAACACGAGACACCUCUGAUGACGAGCGCGGUGCUGUUGCAGGCCCUGGUGGCGCUGUGCACCGUGCUGGUGGUGCUCAUCCACCAGCAAUGGACCUGCGCCGGCCUCCCGGUCAGUACCCUCCGGCUUCUCGGUCUUGCUGCUAAGCGAACGAUCUCUGAUGACCAGCAAGUGGCAGGACAACCUCCCCACCUACCAGCCAAAAUAUUCGCGGCAGGUGUCGCUCCUCAGGCAAAGUAUGGGCCUGCGCAGACGAAGACGUGUCCGUGCGGGGGCGACUGGAGGCUGCCGUCGUCCGCGACGCCGUGGAAGCAGUGGGGGCGACAGCCGUCGUACAAGCGCGACCCCGACAUCAGCGUCGACAACGAGUGCAUCGGCCACUCCCCGCGCAUCCACUGACCUUUGCCCGCUGCCGCCAUACGUACACUGAACUUAAAUCCAUUCUACAUACAUAUAAUAGUCACUCAACUGUAUCAUGGUCUUGUGCAAAAAUGUCAAUAAAAAUUGCUACAUAGGUAAA
This is a messenger RNA of Helicoverpa armigera (cotton bollworm), 664 nucleotides long. RefSeq lists its product as uncharacterized. The record is from RefSeq and is a predicted model, not a curated record. The transcript has 3 exons. The coding region runs from base 163 to 543 and encodes 126 amino acids. Lineage: Eukaryota; Metazoa; Arthropoda; Insecta; Lepidoptera; Noctuidae.